Messenger RNA from Triticum turgidum subsp. durum (durum wheat), 249 nucleotides. NCBI's taxonomy places the organism in Eukaryota, Viridiplantae, Streptophyta, Magnoliopsida, Poales, Poaceae. The record is from the annotation of a GenBank genome assembly.
AUGGAGGUCCUCUCAGGGAGUACUAAUAUUAUUCAGUUAGCAUGCUUUUCGUGGAAGAGGAAUGAGGAUGUAAAGUUGAAGAGCUCCCCAGGCUUAACAUCUUUCUUGGAUAAUUGCGUUGCUAAAUAUGAAGGAUUCGCUCAUGUGCCAAAGCCAGCUCGGGGAAGCCUUCCUGGACUCCUGAUCAACCAGGACAAUCACGACACGAGCUUAAGCGAGCGGAACGUCGAAGGAGGAUCUUGGGGAUGA